This is a messenger RNA of Baudoinia panamericana UAMH 10762, 1863 nucleotides long. RefSeq lists its product as uncharacterized. Gene Ontology annotation, molecular function: protein binding. NCBI's taxonomy places the organism in Eukaryota, Fungi, Ascomycota, Dothideomycetes, Mycosphaerellales, Teratosphaeriaceae. The record is from RefSeq and is a predicted model, not a curated record. The transcript has a single exon. Bases 472 to 1527 code for a protein of 351 amino acids.
AAGUGAGGCAUAUUGUUAGUUUCAGUGCGUACAGGUCGGUGACGCUAAGCUGGGUGGAAACGACUGGGAAAGUCGACGACGCAUGACAUGGAGAGACCGAUAUUCACACGGAAAUGCCGAGAGUGUACGUCGCAGAGCGGAGUGAACAUUCAACAAACGAAGUGCAGCCUGGAGAGGCGUGAGAGGCGUGAGUGGCGCGUAGGCACGUGGAUAAGUGGAGCCGAUGGCGGCACCACACCUCUUCAACCCUCAAUCCGGGCAGCAUCAACGAUCAGACCAGACCAUUAACAAGCUUGGGAGCCACCAAGUGCUGUAGGCAGACUGUCCUGGCGGUAUAUUCGCACUACAAGGGAGCAGAGUACCAGAUUUCAUGCCGGAGUCCUAAGCCUUCCACCUACUGCACACAACUUCGUAUGGACCCUCACGCAACGACUAGUAAGACAAAUUGUUUAACGUAUCAAAUCACAAGCGAUGCCGGACAUUGACCACUUCUCCGACUCAGAGGGGUCUUUCCACUCUUUCGACGACGAGGAACCAUCACCACCUGCAUCAACCCAUCUGCCACCGCACGGACAAACAGACAUACAUAGUCCGACACCACACUCGGAAACCGCAGCAUCGAACAGCAGACGGACAAACCGCCGAAGCUCAGCCCAUGACCCCGAUCCCGACCAUGACCCAAAUAACACAUCAUCCAUUGCCGCCACCAACCGCUUCGCCCCCGCCGAAGAAGCAACCCUCCUAGCCGAAUCCAACUCCCUCAAAGGCUCCGGGAACACCUUCUUCGGUUCGGGGAGCUACGAAAACGCCAUCCAAACCUACGACAAAGCGCUAUCAUCAUGUCCGAAUUACCUGGAUUAUGAAGUCGCCGUGCUACGCAGCAACAUCGCGGCGUGUCAUUUGAAGCUGGACGAAUGGAAGGAAGCUGUUGACUCCGCGACCAAGGCAAUCGAGGUGUUGGAGAGGGUGGAGCCGCUUCCGGUCGUGAAGAAGCAAAAGAAGAAGAAAACGUCGGGGUCAAAGUCACCGGACGAGGACGGCGACGUUAACGAAGCCGACGAUGAUGACGACAACGACGACGAUGCCAACGACGACGGAGCAGUCCAAGAGCUCUCCCCAGCCCUAGCCGCCCGCAUCGACCUCCUCCAACAAUCCGGCCACACCCUGUCCCAAAUCCGCGCGCUGCAAACCAAACUCCUCCUCCGCCGCGCCAAAGCCAACGCUCAACUCUCCACCUGGCAGUCCCUGCAAGCGGCAAACGAAGAUUACAACACUCUUCUCCACCCCACCAUGGUCGCGACUCUAUCCGCUUCGGAUCACAGGACCGUAGUUGACGCGGCACAGAAAUUAGCGCCGCGAUUGAAGGAGGCGCAGGAGAGGGAGGUGGCGGAGAUGAUGGGGAAGUUGAGGGGACUCGGGGAUAGUAUUUUGAAGCCAUUCGGGUUGAGUACGGGGAAUUUCAAUUUUGUCAAGGAUGAGAGGACGGGGGGGUAUAGUAUGAAUUUCUCGCAGAAUCCGGGAAAGUAGAGUGAAGCUGGUAGUUCGAGUGAGAGUUUGCGUGGAAUCUGCUUUCCGUUUCUUUUUGGUUUUCCAUGCGUGGUAUCUGUACUUACUCACCGUGACGCACGCUCACGCUCUGCGAUGUUACAGCGCUGCGGCUGGCAUGCUCGAGAAGAGUGCCCCCUCGGCCAGCUGAUGUGGCCGCUCGCGACAAGCGCACACCCUGCAAUCGCUUGCCCUCCACCAUGAGCUUCAUACCUUACGCUCGGACUCCGCUUCUCAUGCCACAGGUCACUCCACCUCCUCAAUCUUUCCCUUCCCCUUAUCCAGCGUCGCGCCGGCCUUCGCCUCACCCUCUUUCUC